AUGACAUCCGCCUCAUCUCUGCAUUUUGGACCGGAAUGGAUGCGCAAACCAUCUCGUACCUCUCUAACCCCACUGUCGCCGAAUACCGGAAAUUCGCCGGGCACGACGUCGAGCCUGUUGCCAACACCGCCUAACAGGGGCAACACAGCUGCCCAACGUGUCCUCGUACUCGUCGCUGCUGACAUCAGCAUCCCCUCCACCCCAGAUCAAGUCCGAGGACGAGAACUAUCCGUUCCGGUACUCGAAAGACCAGCUACUGCAGAGGUCGGUGGCGAACCUCAGGGCGUGAAAGAAAUGACGCCAGACGAGCGCAAACUGUUCUCAACCAACGUCAACUCGGAUCCUCCUAUGCGCCGCAACACUACCAACCUCUCGCUUGCCUCUGAUCGACAACAAAAUAAAAUUGGCCAAGGCAUUGGCAUUGGGCUCGGUCCUGCUAGUCCUAGGGGGAUCGGACCUCCGCGUCGCCGGGGAACGGGAGCCACUGAUGAUCCUGCAUCUGGUCCGUUUCUUCCUCGAAAGCUUUCGUUGUCAUCCUCUCUUCUCGCCGGAAAUAUUGCGAACGCUCCCAAUUCUCCUGCCGGCCCUCUUCCAUCGCCACGAACUCGCCUCCAGCUCUCGACAACCCCGACCGGCUGCAGAUGUUUGGGCCCGUGGUCCAUUCGUGGCGCCACCAUGCAGCAAUGGUUCGAAGCUGGAUACUUUGCAGAGGAUCUCCUGAUCAAACGAACCCACAUUGACUCAGAUUUCGAGCCUCUUCGUGAAUUUCGCCGUCGGGCACCACCUGUAAGGCCGGGCGAAUCUCACACCCAGAUGUUCCUUUCCCCACUUGCGCCACGUGCGCCACCUAAUUUACCCCCACCCCAAUCUCUCUUACGCGGUCAGAAUACACCACCCAACCCUAGUCCCCGCUUGGCCCAUCUCAUGACCAGCAUUCACGACGCUUCGAGUCACGGCCCUAUGUCUGCUGGUGCCAGUGGGGGAAGUCCCUUGGCAAAUAGCCCAGCUUCGUCCGCUGCGGCUGCUGUCCGUAGUGCGACCCUUGAUUCUUACCUCGCACCUGGCCAAAAUGGAUUGACUGGAGAUGGAUUGGUUGCCGGUGGUGGAGCUGUACUCACAAAUGCCGCACUCGAACGCAAGAAACGCGAAGACUUUAUCCAAUCACUUCGAGAACGCGAACUAGCCAUGGGUGUCGGUGCAUCUAGCCCCCAGCCAUUUGCAUCGACUGGUCCAUUCGGAGGAGCAUUCGCUCCGAACCCCGCCCCUCAAUUCUCUCAGUUUGCGCCUGGUGCUCCGUCUUUUAGUAAUCGCUUGAACGUACCUAUGCCACCGGCUCCGCUUCCUAUCCCCGUUAACAAUGCUUCGCUUAGUGUAGUGUCGCCGUUUCCGCACAACGGUCCCGUUCUCUGGUCUUCGAGUGAUCAAAUGCUCACUCCUGGUGCUUACGCCCCCUCGUCUAACGAAUUCGAUCACGGGACAAUAUACCAAUCUGUUCCGAAUCACCAGGGAACAUGGCAAGCACCGGUACCCACGUGGGAGAAUGAACAGGAAUUACCUCCUGCAGUCGAAGCAGCUGUAAACAUUGCCGAAGAGCCACUCCAUACUCCUAUUUCCGAUGCACACGUCCAUGAUAGUCCGUCUUCGUUGCACCCAGAGUUACCGAUCGAAACCGAAGUUGAGAACAUCAUCGCUGUGCUGGAAGAUACCAAAAUCCAGGAAGCGGAGGUCAAGGAGGAAGACGAGCCGGCUCCGCAGCCUGAACCCGUACCUGCUCCUGCUCCUGCCCCAACCGCGAGUGAAACUUCGCCUACCCCUGUGAACAAACGCAAGGGCAAGAAGACAGUGAGCAAGGAACCCUCGGUUUCUACGUCCGUAUCUGCAUCUAUUAUCGCUCCUGCUCCCGCACCCGUAUCUUCUCCGGGAACAACCCCCGCCACGGUCUGGGCGACAACCGAGCACGAAAAGCCCGCAUCCUUGUCGUUGCGCGAGAUCCAAGAAGCCGAGGAGCGCAAGGCCGAGGCGCGCAAGGCUGCCGAGCGAGUAGCCAAGGUCUGUCCAGCCCCGAACGCGGGUACUGCUACCGACGAGGCUGCGGGUGUAACUGGCUCAUGGGGUCUCCCUCAGGUUGGCGCGCGGUCGAAUGCGCCCGCUCAGGCUGCUGCUGGUGCGACGAAUAACGGACCAGCGUGGACGAAGCCUGCUGUUGUUUCCACCGGGAAGAAGACCAUGAAGGAAAUUCAAGAAGAGGAAGAGCGGAGGAAAAAGGCUGCUGCUGUGAAUGCCAACACAACCAAGGAGGUACCACCAGCCACCGCGACACAGCAAGCCGCAAAACGGGCGUAUGCGGACUCUGCCAAGAAUGUAACCGCAGCUGGUGCAGGCGCAGGCGCAGGUGCCGGUGCAUGGUCGACGGUGGGUCCCCAAGGCAAGGUCAACGGGCCUCCGGCUGUUAUUCGCCAGCCAUCGUCAUCUGCAACGACUGCUCCUGCCACCCGGGCUGUGCCUGGUUCUAGUGCCCCUCGGCCAAGCUCCAGCGCGAGCAAUGCAACUCAGCCCACUAGUGCCAACCCUAGUGCUGCUGCGAAACCAGCCAAGCCGGCGGCGGUAGACGAAACACCCGUAGCACCAUCGUUGGAUUUCCUCAAGUGGCUGAAGGAAUCGCUCAAGGGCCUAAACGGGAUAAAUGUUGAAGAGUUUAUGCAAAUGCUGCUUUCGUUCCCGCUCGAUCCUUCGCCCGCCGUGAUCGAAAUCAUUUCGGACUCGAUCUACGCAAAUUCGUCCACACUCGACGGACGUCGAUUCGCGGCCGAGUUUUGUCAAAAACGCAAGGCGGAUGCGGCCGCUGCACGCACAAAGCCGGGUUCUACGUCGGGAGCCAAGGUACCACGGGCAUCGCUGGCCGAGGUCAAGACGCAACCGAAACCCGUGCAAUCCGAGUGGGGAUUCAAGACGGUUCAGAAGAAACCCAAGGGCGGCCGCAAGCAUUUGAGGAACCGAUCGUUUUCUGACGACCCAUUUGCGGUUGUGACCAUGCCUCCUGCCAACGAGUCGCCGGACGAUAAGCAGAGACGCCAGGCAGACGAACGGAUGGCGAGACAGCGAAGCGAGCUCAUCGACGAGGAAAUUAAGCGAGACCGCUUGGCCCGACAGCGAGCAGAGGCGACGCAACGAAAGUUGCUAUUACUAGGCCAGGCGGAGAGCGGCAAGACAACAACGCUGAAACAGUUCCAACUCUUGCAGUCCACAUCAGCAUUCAAUGCCCAACUGCACUCGUAUCGCGCGCUCAUUUAUGUGAACGUACUGAAUUCGGUGCGGAGGAUAUUGGAUGCGGUGGCAUUGCCCGACGAAGCGGACCAAUUCCUCUCGGACACGUCGAGUUCGUCUUCGCAUUCGUCCCGAUCCUCCUAUGCCCGACACCAUUACCCACCUCAUCUCGCGGCCCUCGCUGUCAAACUCCGACCUUUACUCCACAUCCAACGGGUCCUUGAACGCCAGCUCCGUGGAUCCACGGACCCAGACAUUGCCCCGCCCCCGAGACGACGAUCCCGAAGGACCAGGAGCACAGCUUCUUCCGGUGACGAUCAGCAAACCCCCGACGUCGAUGUCGACGACAACGAAAUCACGGUUCACGCCUGGAACUCGUGGAACGAACGGCUUGGGCGGGGUCUCAGUGUCGGGGGCGAAACAAUAUCCAUGGACUGGAGCUCCCGGGACGAUCCCGGUCGGAUUUUCGCAGCGUGCGUAGACGAUUUGAUUGCCUUGUGGGAAGACGAAGUGGUCCAAACCGCUCUGGCCAAGCAAAGACCUUCCAUCCGCGAAUCACCUGGAUUCUUUAUGGAUGACUUGGCGCGCAUUGCGGCCUCCGGAUACAUGCCGAAUGCAGACGACAUCCUGAGGGCCAGAAUCAAGACCGUAGGGGUGCAGGAACACCGUGUACGAUUCGACCACGGUCCGGGGAAGGGCAUGGAAUGGAUUAUAUACGAUGUUGGUGGAGCGAGAAGUCAGCGACUUCGAUGGGCUGCGUAUUUUGAAGAUGUUCAUGCAAUUAUCUUCCUAGCCCCGAUAAGCCCAUUCAAUCAAACGUUAGCUGAAGACUCUCGGAUGAACAGGGUCAAGGAUUCCCUCCUGCUAUGGCAAGAGAUCUGCAGGAAUAAAGUUCUGGAUAAAGUCUCAAUCGUGUUGUUUUUGAAUAAAUGUGAUUUAUUAAAGGCCAAGCUUGCCGCGGGCGUCCAGUUUAAAAAAUAUAUGAGCGCAUAUAAAGGUCCUAAUGAGUGGGCCCCUGUUGCUGAAUGUUCGAACCUCGACGGGCCAUCUGCCUCUUACCCCUACAACAACAACAGCACCACCACCAGCUGCAUCCCCAUGCUUGCGUUAAACAACAUGCCACGUGAGGAUCGCCUGCAGCAAGAAGAGGCUAAACGCCGGAGCAACGAGAUUGACGAGCAGUUGAGGCUCGAGGCCGCUGCGCUGAAGAAACGCAAGUCCAAGGAGCGGAAGAUUCUGCUAUUGGGGCAGUCCGAGAGCGGGAAGAGCACACUCCUGAAGCAGUUCCGACUCAUGCAUUCCAACGGCAAGGUCUUUGACGCAGAGCGCGCCUCUUGGCGGCUAAUCAUCUUCCAUAAUCUCGUCCGCUCUAUCCUCAACCUCCUCGACGAGAUUACCCACCCCAUCGUCCCCACCCGGGACUAUCCAGACAAUGACAUCUUUUGGGAACAAAACGCCACCAUAUUCAAGACCUUUCGAGUGCGCUUAUCUCCUCUCUCACAGAUUGCGGAUUUGAUAGCCAAUCGGCUUGCCCCUGAGAACUCUUCCCCCACUGCCAGCUCGCCAGUCGAACCCGCAUCAGAUUGGACAUCAACCGCCAACCCCCAAGUUCCAAGUUUCGAAAUCAGCGUUCUUUCUUCGUCGAGGUGGAAAUCUGCGCUGCAAAAGCUUCACGUUGGUUCCCGGAGCCCCCGGCCUUCCAUAGAUUGCUCUAUUGACUUUGACAACGAGAACGACCCUGGUCGCCUUUUGGUGGCGUUCCACGAGGACCUUGUUGAAUUUUGCCAAACAAAGUCCGUGUGGGAGAUGCUUAAACGAAAGAAAAUCAGGGUUGAGAAUAUGAGCGGUUUUUUCCUAGACGAUAUCGAUCGCAUAACCAAACCUAGAUACAUUCCUACCGAUGAUGAUAUCCUAAAGGCGAGACUGAAGACCCUAGGCGUUAGUGAAACCCAAUGUGUAGUUAAUACUAGUUCUGAAAAAGGAUCCAUUUGGAGGAUUUUUGACGUUGGCGGAGCCCGAUACCAACGUGCAGCCUGGGCCCCACAUUUUGAUGAUGUAAAUUGCAUCAUCUUCUUGGCUCCUAUUUCGGCCUUCGAUCAGGUUCUCGCCGAAGAUCCUACCGUUAAUCGCCUCGAGGACUCGCUUGCCAUGUGGCGCGACCUAUGUAAAAACAAGAUUCUCGCUGGAGCGAGCAUCGUCCUGUUUUUGAACAAGUGCGACCUGCUUCAAGCUAAGCUCGAAGCUGGCGUCCAAUUGAAUCAAUUCUUGACAAGUUACGGCGAUCGCCCCAACGAUUACGCCAACGUCACCAAGACUCUGAAGAGCAAGUUUGACAAAAUAAAGCGUGAACAUUGUCCCGAUAGUCAAGUUUUUACUCACUUCAUCACGGCGACUGAUACCCGUACCACCAGUAUCGCCAUCAACGCCGUAAGAGAUAAGAUUAUGAGGGAGAAUCUCCAAAAUAUUGGGUUCGUGCACUAG
Rhizoctonia solani is the source of this 5745-nucleotide messenger RNA. Its product is annotated as G-protein alpha subunit. Bases 1 to 5745 code for a protein of 1914 amino acids. Gene Ontology annotation, cellular component: heterotrimeric G-protein complex. Lineage: Eukaryota; Fungi; Basidiomycota; Agaricomycetes; Cantharellales; Ceratobasidiaceae. Gene Ontology annotation, molecular function: GTPase activity; guanyl nucleotide binding; G-protein beta/gamma-subunit complex binding. Gene Ontology annotation, biological process: adenylate cyclase-modulating G protein-coupled receptor signaling pathway. The transcript is spliced from 27 exons. The record is from RefSeq and is a predicted model, not a curated record.